UAACGGAAUGAACGGGAACUACUGUUGGUAUCAUAAACGGAUUAUUAUAACCUAACGAGAAGAAGAAGAAGAAAAGUAGCAAUCGUCACAAUAAGGGUGUGCUGAUUUGACUUUUGGAGGGGCAGCACAAGGCUCCAUAAAAUGACCCAGUCUGUGCAUAUUACCUCCAAACUGCCAAAUCUGAGUGCCCCUUUUCAUUGCUCUACUGCGGAAGAAUCAAAUCAAGGUGGCUCCUAUUCAGUACAGACGCCCUACGGAUUCCAGCUGGACCUUGAUUUUCUCAAGUAUGUUGAAGAAAUAGAGAGUGGACACAACAUUCGGAGGGCUAAUGUAAACCCUCGGAGGGGAUCCCGGGGUGACCGUGGGUAUCAGAGGAAUACAAGUGUUGGGGGUCGGACCAGUGGCUGGACCUCCACUGAGUCACUUUCCUCAACAACCAGUGAGAAUGGCCAGACUAACCCACCUUUUCUCCCGAGCCCUAGUAAAUCACCUAGCAAACCACUUUCCCCAUUACCAGUUGUCAGUCCCAGUCUGCCUACUUACUCCAAAGUGCCACCACCACCUCCACCACGUAACCCUAGGGUUGAGAGAACGCUUCUUGAAACUAGCUUUCGGCUGCAACAGGAGCAGAGUCAGUUUUCCAACGGAUUAGGCUCUAAUUUGUCUGACCUUUCCAAAGUGAGUUCCAAAGCCAGCGGAUCUAAUAAGGACUUCGAUCUAGCUUCUUCCCAGCCUGCUUCAGAUGCCCAAUUGCUACAGAUAUCACCUGUUGUUCAGAACUCCCUUUCUGAGGUCUGGACCAGAGCAAGUCCUCAAAUGUCUGGAAGGAGCACUCCAGCCUCCAACUCAGGGACAUUGCCUCCGGGGCAGCUUCAGACUGUGCGAGAACAGAUGGCCAAUGCCCUUAGGCAGCUAAGGGAGAUGGAAGAGAGACUGAAAGGACUACCAACUCUAGAAAAAGAAGUUGCCAUGCUCCGUGCAGAAAAAGACAGGUUGGCUCAGGAACUUCAAAAGAAAACAGAAGAAUGUGAUGCAACGCUCAAACUGCAAGUCUCCACUGAGGCAGUAGUAGAAGCCCCCCAACCAGGAUCCCUACCAUUGCCGUCACUUUGGAAUAAAAAGCCAGAAUGCAAAAGGGAUGACCAAGACAAAAAGGAAAUAAAGAAACUAGCCACUGCUCCUAUAGAAAAAAGAUCCAUAGCAGUAGGUAGUGACAGUCCUCUUGAGACUGUGGUCGUCUUUAAUCGCCAAGCGGUCAAGGAUGCUGCUGUCGAAGCUAAUAUUGAUAUCUGUCACGCAGCUAUUGAGACUGAGACUAGUGUCAUGCAUGAUGAGGCGAUUCAGACUGGAGUGGCUACAGAAGAUGUGGCAGUCUGGGUAAUAGAAUCAUUUCUAGGGCUACAAAGUGAGACAGAACGAGAAAUUGAUAGCUUGCAACACACUAUCAGAUUUCAGGAGGAGUCAAUCCAGGUUCUUGAGACACGAUUAACUCAAGUCAACCAAGAUCUUGAAGCUUUAAGGGCUCAGGAAAUUGAUAGGGCGUCCAAGGUUAUGCUGGACAAAGAGACAGCAGCAACACCAGAGACAGCUAAUGCCCAAAUAGAAACAUGUCCUAAAGUUUGUUCAGUUGGAGUGUUGUUUCCAGAUGUGACUGAUCCGGAGUACGUUUCAAAAAAUGACCAAAGCAUUCAAACAAAUCCUGUUGAAACUUCAAAGAAAAAAACGGUGGAGCUAGUAAGCACUGGUAUCCAGUGGGAAUGUCUAACUGAUACACAAGACACUGAACAACAAACAACUUCUGCAGAGGGUGAGCAGUAUGCAGGCCCUCUGAAAUCUAUCAUGAAGAGGAAGGAUGGGAGUGGUGCUGGUGCAGCUUCCAGCGGUGGCAAAAAGAGCCUGAAGUUUGUUGGAAUUCUAAACGGAGGUUAUGAGUCCACCUCUAGUGAAGAGGAUGAGGAUGAGGAUGAAGAGAGUUCCUCAGAUGGAAGUGAGGCUGGUGCAUGUUCAGAUAGCAGUGUGGAAGAAGGGGCAGCUCUAGAGGAUACAUCUGAUGAAGAGAUGAAUAUAAAUUUGGAUGAAACCGACAGUGAUGAAAACAUGCCAGCUGGGUCAGAAGAUUUAAAGGACCAGGAAGAGGAAGUAAAAGAAAAGUUUGAACUAAGUGCCAAAAUGCGUGAGGCUUGUCUAAUUUUGAAGAACCACCUUAAUGAUGGAGCCAAAUCAGUGAAGAGUAAAGACGUGUUGUCCAGCACUCACAGUGUUCAGCUGGAGUGGUUCAGAGUGUCCAGUGCAAAGAUGGCCCAGCCGUCACGUGUGUCAAAUUACCUGAUGGCUUUCUCAGAGGUCUCCCGCGUCCUGCUGGAGCACGUAGUCAACAUGACGGAUGGCAACGGCAACACUGCUUUACACUACAGCGUCUCCCAUUCCAACUUCACUGUGGUGGACCUACUGCUUGACACAGGCAUGUGUAAUGUUAAUCAGCAGAAUAAAGCCGGAUAUACAGCUGUGAUGCUGGCAGCACUUUCAGCAGUGAAGGAGGAUUACGACAUGGCAGUGGUUCAGAAACUCUUCCUUCUGGGCAACGUCAAUGCCAAGGCCAGCCAAGCGGGACAGACGGCUCUGAUGCUGGCCGUGAGUCACGGGCGUCAGGAGAUGGUGCGAGCGCUGCUGGACUGCGGGGCUGAUGUGAACAUCCAGGAUGACGAGGGCUCCACUGCUCUGAUGUGUGCGAGUGAACACGGUCGGCCCGAGAUUGUGUCCUUACUGCUGGAGCACCCGGGGUGUGACAUUUCAGUCGUGGACAAUGAUGGCAGUAAUGCUCUCUCCAUUGCUCUGGUGGCAUCCCAUAAUGAUAUUGCCGUUCUACUGUACGCUCACAUGAACUACUCAAAAACGGAUGUAAGUCCUCUCUCACUGAACACUCAGGCAGCCCGUUUCUAACUCAUUCAUGCAGAAACUCCUGGAUUUUGGGGCGAGACUUAGCAGUUUGGAAUUGAAAAGCGGGUGUUACAUACCAGAAUGGAGCCAGAUGUGAAUGGACUUUUUUGGAAAUGAUCGCGGUUUGGCUCCUGUUUAACAUUAUCCAACACCCUGCUGUGCUUCACAAAUAAGCAGAUUUUUUUAAAAU
Carassius carassius (crucian carp) is the source of this 3127-nucleotide messenger RNA. RefSeq names its product KN motif and ankyrin repeat domain-containing protein 3-like. Gene Ontology annotation, cellular component: cytoplasm; cytoskeleton. NCBI's taxonomy places the organism in Eukaryota, Metazoa, Chordata, Actinopteri, Cypriniformes, Cyprinidae. The record is from RefSeq and is a predicted model, not a curated record. Gene Ontology annotation, molecular function: protein binding. Gene Ontology annotation, biological process: negative regulation of actin filament polymerization. The coding region runs from base 142 to 2940 and encodes 932 amino acids. The transcript is spliced from 11 exons.